AUGGCCGUGCUCAGGAUUCUGCUCUCCUCGCUCGUUGGCGCUUCGGGGGUCGUCGCCGCCUCACGCCCUUAUUCGUCUGCCUACCUCCAGAAACAAUUCCCCCAAACCUUCACGGACUCCUACAACAUCCUGAAGUAUGUGGGUGGGAUCGGCCCGUACUCAGACCGCGUGGGCUACGGGAUCGAUCCCAAUCCUCCACAAGGCUGUGCUGUUGAUCAGGUCAUUAUGCUAAUGCGUCACGGGGAGCGCUACCCGGACACCACGACAUACGGGAGGAUCGAAGCCGUACUCAACAAGCUGCAUUCCGCAGGUAUUUCUCAGUGGUCGGGAGAUCUCGCCUUCCUGAAUGACUGGACCUUUUAUAUCAACGACCCCGGCUACCUGGAACAGGAGACAUUCUCGGGCCCGUACUCGGGGCUGUUGCAUGCCUUGAGACAAGGGACCGAGUACCGUGCCCGCUACGGUCACCUGUGGGACGGCGACUCCGUUGUGCCCAUAUUCGCCAGCGACUACGAGCGCGUCAUCGAGACGGCGAGAUAUUUCGGCAUGGGAUUCUUCGGGUACAACUACUCCACCAAUGCCGCGAUCAACGUGAUAUCCGAGAAUGCCACCCGGGGAGCAAACAGCUUGACGCCUAGCUGCCCGGCCGACACGGGCUUGCUGGCUUGCUUCUACGCCUCGAGAAGUUUGCCGCAGUUCAACGUGGCCGCGGCGAGGCUGAAUGCUCAGAACCCCGGCCUCGAUCUGAACUCGACCGACAUCGCGACGUUGAUGAGCGUGGCUCCCUACGAGCUUCAAGCCCGUUCUUAUUCACCGUGGGUGGACGCGUUCACGCUUGACGAAUGGGUGGCAUUCGGGUAUAUUCAAGACUUGACCUACUACUAUUGUUCUGGCCCAGGAGAUCCAUAUGAAAUCGCCGUCGGCCAGGUUUUCGCUAACGCGUCCCUGGCACUUCUGGAAGCCGGCCCCAGCCACGGCACAAUGUGGUGGAACUUCGCCCACGACGCCAACAUCACCCCCGUGGUGGCGGCACUGGGGCUCGACGUGCCCUCGUCGCCGCUCCCCAACGACACCAUCCCCUUCCCGAACCCGUACCGAUCGACCGACAUCGUGCCCAUGGGCGGCCACCUCGUGCUCGAGCGCCUCUCGUGCAACGCCACCUCGGCCCCGACCCCCGCGGGCGUCUACAUCCGCGCCCUGAUCAACGAGGCCGUGGUGCCCUGGCCGACCUGCCAGUCCGGGCCCGGCUACUCGUGUCCGAUGGCCGACUACAGCGCCAUGAUCGCCCGCGGGCCCGACUUCGUGCAGAUGUGCAACGUCUCCGCGCUGGGGUAUCCCGAGUACCUCGACUUCUGGUGGGACUUCAACACCACCGCCGAGUUGAACUUCCAGAACGGCAGCAUCCCCUGGCAGCAGACGUAUACCCACGUCAAUGGAUAG
Messenger RNA from Cladophialophora immunda, 1440 nucleotides. RefSeq lists its product as uncharacterized. The record is from RefSeq and is a predicted model, not a curated record. Gene Ontology annotation, molecular function: acid phosphatase activity. Lineage: Eukaryota; Fungi; Ascomycota; Eurotiomycetes; Chaetothyriales; Herpotrichiellaceae. The coding region runs from base 1 to 1440 and encodes 479 amino acids. Gene Ontology annotation, cellular component: fungal-type cell wall. The transcript is spliced from 4 exons.